AUACCAACUGCAAAUGUAUUGUGGAAAUCCAAUACAUUCUUUAUUAUAAUGCUUAAAUGCGUAUACAAAUAAUAUUAGAGCUAACAGUUGAUCCAAGUUGAUGGUUGCUUGGCGACAUCCUUUGUUUUUAAAUCACAGCAAAUUUCAAAAGUCCAUCACAUCCAAAAUUUUUAUUACAAGAUGAGUAUCAUGAUGUAUAUUCUUCAUCGAGUUAUUAGACACAGCCCUUACGCCUCAAAACCAUGGACAGAAAUUGUGCAGCGCGCUUCUUCAUCCUCCGAUAAACCCUUGUCGCCUAGAAUGGAAGAAUUCCAAAAGAAAUUACGCGAGAAAACUCCCAUUGGCAAAUUAGAGGAGUUGGAAGGCGCUCACCCAUACCAAGAAAAAGAACCUUUGGAGCCGUUUCCAGAUCAAAUAAAUCCUGCAACUGGUGAAGUUGGUGGUCCUAAAGGUCCAGAACCAACGAGAUAUGGUGAUUGGGAACGCAAGGGUAGAGUUACAGAUUUUUAAUCAUUUGUUAUAUGUUGUAGUAAGUUGUUAAGUUAUAAAGAUAAUUUUACUGUUAUAGGCAAGAAAAGGUAUAAACUUUAACUUUUAUAAAGAAUGU
This is a messenger RNA of Nicrophorus vespilloides, 607 nucleotides long. RefSeq names its product succinate dehydrogenase assembly factor 4, mitochondrial-like. Lineage: Eukaryota; Metazoa; Arthropoda; Insecta; Coleoptera; Silphidae. Gene Ontology annotation, biological process: mitochondrial respiratory chain complex II assembly. The transcript has 3 exons. Bases 181 to 510 code for a protein of 109 amino acids. Gene Ontology annotation, cellular component: mitochondrion. The record is from RefSeq and is a predicted model, not a curated record.